AUGUUACCAUUAAUUCAUGUCCGUUUAGAAUAUACAAUCAGAAGACAGGAGUUUAUUGUUUAUUAUUCAAAAAGGCAUUUAAUCUCCUCAAAAUAAAAUGAUAAAUAUCUUACUGAAAACCUACAAGUGACACCAAACUCUCAGUUUUACAAGAAGAAAGGUUAGUGGGAUUUUCCUUUCCCUCAUUCACCCACCAGAUGUCAGUCAUCCGUCCACUAAUAGGAACUUCCAUGUUAUGAAAAGAAGAGGGGCUCAUGUUGCACAACUGCAUCGUGCACAACUCGCUCGGCGUUGCCAAACAAACAACACACGCGACAAGGGGAGCCGUCGGGUUUCUUUGGUUCGUGGUGCAGAAGUGACCGGGCUGGUUUCGGUUCCGCCCUCAGCUCGUCCCCGGUAUAAAGAGAUGUGACGCGCCGUGGACAACAACACACCCCGCCAACGCUCGUGCACGCACGCACUGAGGGAUCAGUGGAACUGCUGUCACAUCUUUGACUUAGAACAUGAUUCCAGAGCAGAGCUUUGUGUCCACCCAGAACAGGACGCAGUCUGUAGGUCUGGCUCUGGAGGAGUUGCUGGUGACGGCUCAGAAACAACACUGCCUGACCGUUGGCAUUUAUGAAUCAGCUAAACUUCUUAAUGCAGACUCGGACAGUGUGGUCCUGUGUGUUCUGGCAGCUGAUGAUGCAGACGAUGUGGCGCUGCAGAUCCACUUCACCCUGCUGCAGUCCUUCUGCUGCGACAGCGGCAUUACCAUCCUGCGGGUCUGCGGCGUUCAGCGGCUCCGGCAGCUGUUGGGUGCUGUGGAUGCCAACAGAAACCCGGCAGAGCACGGAGACCUCCACUGCAUGCUGGUUACGAACCCCGAGGCUGACCACCGCCGGCUGCAAGAGGUGGGGACCUACUGCCAGGAGAGUCUGCGUCUUGACCAGUGGGUCCCUGAACUGGUUUUGCAAGAACGCUGAAGGGUGUGGCCCCCGCACACAUCAAUGAAGACUGGAACUUUCUGGGUCCACAGGCUAAUGAACUGAGGGAUCCUGUGUUGCUCAUGCAGGGAUGUCCCGCAGGGGACUGGAACAGGCUAUCCUGAUUGAUAAGCAGGAAUCAAGUACUUCCUUUCAGCAAAUAUUGCAAAAGCCAGAUUGGAGACAGGUCUACAAAAUCUGCUUUUUGCAGGAGAUGCCAACAGAAGAGCAGAUUCACUUCCAGGCCACAUUGCUUUUACAUUGUCAGUAAAACAAAUCAAAAACAGGAGGAAACCUGUCCGCCUACACAUUUUUACCUGGAAGUGUGUGUCAAGAGGGACCGGAAUGCUGUAAACGAAACUAAGCACAGCCUGUCUUGGAAAGUUUUUGUAGAAAAGGGCUGUGUGAAUUUGUGGUAUGCUUUUACAACACCCAACUUUUUCUUUAGAAAUGACUGAGCGUGUGCCUUUUUGAAAUGAGCAGCUGAAUAUGCGCAGGAAUUGUCGCCAUGGAAACUGAAAUGGAAAUUAUGUUUAAGUCACACCGGACCACAAAAAAGUCAAUGCACAUUUGGUUAAUGUCGGCAAAUACUACAUGGUGGUCUGAAUAAUGAACUGUGUCUGCAUUGAUUGAAAAUAUCUGUAAAUUGUUGUCUUAAUGCAAGAAAACAACAAAGUGAGCGUCACUAUGAUAAGGGUGCUGCUUUGGUCACAACAUUUUAAAAUGGCUGAGUUGCCCAAAUACAGUUAGCAUUCGAAUUGAAGUAAUGGAGAAAGCAAACUUCCCAUUCCACUGCUCCUAGUCAAGAAUCCACUGGUAGGAGGGAUCUCAACAGAACAAGUUGUCUGCUUAAAUGUAGAAUUAAACAUCCCAAGCCCUUUG
Gasterosteus aculeatus aculeatus (three-spined stickleback) is the source of this 1847-nucleotide messenger RNA. Its product is annotated as growth arrest and DNA damage-inducible protein GADD45 beta. Gene Ontology annotation, cellular component: nucleus; cytoplasm. The record is from RefSeq and is a predicted model, not a curated record. Lineage: Eukaryota; Metazoa; Chordata; Actinopteri; Perciformes; Gasterosteidae. Gene Ontology annotation, biological process: regulation of cell cycle.